GAGGAGAGGGGCGCUCGCAGUCUAAUCUUCCCUUUCAUCUCUCUCUCCAGACUGGACGUCGAGGAGCUUUCUCUCUCCUUUGUGUUUUCUGACUUUUCUCUUCUUUUUCUCCCACCGGCUAAAGCAACAUCUUCUGAGUUUUGAGUCUUGAAAUUAGUUCUUUCUUUCUUAUUAUUGAAGAAAUUACCUGUUAAGUUACACUCGUGUUCUGAACAAAGACAAGAUGCUAUUAAAUAUGAGUUCUCAGUUAUGUAUUCGGUCGAUUUGAUAUCAAUUCAAUCGGUUUAUCAUUUCUGAUGGACACAAAAACUAGUGCAAGAGCUCCCUCCGGACAGCAUCAGAAGAUAGCUGCUGAACAAACCGUAGAGGCAAAAGACAUCCAACCUUCUCCAUCUCUGGUUUCAAAAUCAGGUAAACUUGAACUGCCUACUCCUGAAAGUUCAUCAAAAUCUGUGCAAAGCACAUCAAAGAAGAAUACGGUAGUAACUUCUGAAAGCAAGAAGACAGGAAUUUUAAACCAAAAGGGGCUUGCUGAUUCCUCGAAUAAUAAAUGCGGUCUUGUUGCUUCCUCGUCUGUUCCUGAGCAGGCAUGUGGAGGACCUGACCAUGUUAUUAAUGAAAAUAGGGGUUCGCAGGAUAGUUCUAUUGAUCAAGAAAAGAAAACAUCAGAGUAUGGAAGUGUGAAGAACAGUUCAGUUUCAGCUAAAGUUAGUGAUGGGGCAAGCAGUUUUGGAAAAACCAGUGUUAGUGCCAAAGUCAGUGAUCGAGCUGAUUAUGUUGGGAGUGGUAAGAGCAGUAUCUGCAGAGGAAGCACAAGUAGUGAUGUCAGUGAUGAGAGUACUUGUAGCAGCUUUAGUAGUGGCAUAAACAAACCUCACAAGGCAAAUGACAUGAGAUGGGAAGCCAUCCAAGCUGUUCGAGCUAGAGAUGGGGUACUGGGCUUAGGUCACUUUAGACUACUGAAGAGGUUGGGUUGUGGGGAUAUUGGGAGUGUGUACCUCUCAGAGUUGAGUGGAACUAAAUGCUAUUUUGCAAUGAAGGUAAUGGACAAAGCAUUACUAGCUAGUCGGAAGAAGUUGCUUCGUGCUCAGACUGAAAGGGAAAUACUGCAGUCGCUGGACCAUCCUUUUCUUCCAACAUUGUAUACCCAUUUUGAGACAGAGAAGUUCUCGUGCUUGGUAAUGGAAUUCUGCCCUGGUGGAGACUUGCAUACACUGAGGCAGAAACAAUCAGGGAAGCAUUUCACUGAGCAAGCAGUAAAAUUUUAUGUAGCUGAAGUCUUGCUUGCUUUGGAAUACCUCCACAUGCUUGGCAUUGUCUAUCGUGACCUCAAGCCAGAAAAUGUCCUUGUGAGAGAUGAUGGACAUAUUAUGCUCUCUGACUUUGAUCUUUCUCUCCGCUGUGCUGUCAGUCCAACUCUUGUUAAAACCUCUUCAACGGAAUUGGAGCCUUUAAGAAAGAAUCCUGUUUAUUGUGUCCAGCCGGCUUGUAUUGAGCCACCUUCCUGCAUCCAGCCAUCUUGUGUUGCUCCUACAACAUGCUUUUCACCCCGGCUCUUCUCUAGCAAAUCAAAGAAGGAUAGGAAACCUAAGACUGAAAUUGGAAACCAAGUGACUCCAUUACCUGAGCUCAUUGCAGAGCCUACCGAUGCUCGUUCUAUGUCAUUUGUUGGGACCCAUGAGUAUUUGGCACCUGAGAUUAUCAAGGGUGAAGGUCAUGGGAGUGCAGUUGAUUGGUGGACUUUUGGAAUCUUUCUAUUCGAACUGUUGUUUGGUAAAACUCCUUUUAAGGGAUCUGGGAACCGAGCUACAUUGUUUAAUGUUGUAGGCCAGCCUCUCCGAUUUCCGGACUCACCUGUUGUGAGUUUUGGAGCCAGGGAUCUUAUAAGGGGUUUGCUUGUAAAAGAACCACAGCACAGACUGGCAUAUAAGCGCGGGGCCACCGAGAUAAAGCAACAUCCCUUUUUCGAGGGUGUGAACUGGGCAUUGAUCCGAUGUGCUACCCCACCAGAGAUACCCAAGCCUGUAGAGUAUGAGAAGAUACCUUCCCCAGCAUCUUCAGGCAGUGAAAAGGUGGUCCACCACAUGUCGAUUCCUGAUAAAGGUUCUGAUAAAUAUCUUGAAUUUGAUUUCUUCUAGUUAAUAGAUGGUAUUUUUUCCCCCCUUUGAUACCCUGAAAACUAGGCGGUGUUGAUUGCAAAUGGGUUCUGAUGAAAGGGAGGGACUGUUUUUCCAGUGUUUUAGGAACAGAUGGUCAGGAAUUAUGUUUUCUGUUAGCUAUAACAGUUCAAACUUGUAUGGCAUAAUUAAUGCAUUGUUUCUCUCUCACCGUUAGAAGCCUCAAGGGCGUAUUGAAAGUUUUGGUUGGCUCA
Prosopis cineraria is the source of this 2371-nucleotide messenger RNA. Its product is annotated as serine/threonine-protein kinase D6PK-like. Gene Ontology annotation, cellular component: cytoplasm; nucleus; plasma membrane. The record is from RefSeq and is a predicted model, not a curated record. Gene Ontology annotation, biological process: protein phosphorylation. Gene Ontology annotation, molecular function: ATP binding; protein serine/threonine kinase activity. Lineage: Eukaryota; Viridiplantae; Streptophyta; Magnoliopsida; Fabales; Fabaceae. The transcript is spliced from 3 exons. The coding region runs from base 297 to 2138 and encodes 613 amino acids.